AUGCCUUCAGGAAAGCCACGUCUGUACGCUGCACUCUACCCCAGCGGUGCGACCCGUGGCGACGAGAUCAGAUACCACUGGGCUCUGCUCGUCGGUCCCAAGAACGAAUCUUCAAAGACCGUGCCUGGCAUGCGCCACCAUGCCACCAAUCCUCCUUUCGAGGGCUGGAAGUACGAAAAGAAGUCCAUAGAAGACGUUCGAUCAACGGUCAACUUGCUCGGACGAAUCCUUAUUGCGAAGGUGGAAGAUCUUGACCGGCUGAACAUGAUUCUCGAACGUGUGCCUGUCGUUCAAGACGAUCCCAACUGGAGGUGUACAAGCUGGAUGGCCAGUGCUCUUGAGGCUAUAGCGAAGGAUGGCAAGGCAGUUGGCACAUCGGAAUUGGACUGGACAAAGAUUCAAGAGGUCGGUAGGAGUUAUGUGGGUGCAAAGACUGCUGCUGGUCGAUAUAUGCAUCUUGAGCUUCUCGAUGGUCCGAGACCCUCGUGGGACUUGCUCGAGAACAAAGAGAUGGUAGCUUAG
Molecule: messenger RNA, 522 nt
Organism: Aureobasidium namibiae CBS 147.97
Lineage: Eukaryota; Fungi; Ascomycota; Dothideomycetes; Dothideales; Saccotheciaceae
Exons: 2
Coding region: 1-522 (173 amino acids)
Source: RefSeq, a predicted model, not a curated record